Messenger RNA from Arabidopsis thaliana (thale cress), 1170 nucleotides. RefSeq names its product Eukaryotic aspartyl protease family protein (gene UND). The record is from RefSeq and is marked reviewed. The transcript has a single exon. The coding region runs from base 1 to 1170 and encodes 389 amino acids. NCBI's taxonomy places the organism in Eukaryota, Viridiplantae, Streptophyta, Magnoliopsida, Brassicales, Brassicaceae.
AUGAAAACCACAAUGAAUUUUGUUUUUCUUUUUUUCCUCCCUCUCUUGAUUAAUGCAAAACCAAAAAGAGUCACUCUACAUAUCCCUCUUGUGCAUAAUGGUGCAAACUUUUAUGACAGCAAAGUUGUUUCUCUUCCACUCUCGUCACCCCACUCCCAGCGAGGGCUAGCGUUCAUGGCCGAAAUUCAUUUUGGCUCCCCUCAAAAGAAACAAUUUCUUCACAUGGAUACGGGUAGCAGCCUCACAUGGACUCAAUGCUUCCCUUGCUCCGACUGCUAUGCCCAGAAGAUUUAUCCAAAAUACCGACCAGCAGCUUCAAUAACAUAUCGCGAUGCGAUGUGUGAAGAUUCCCAUCCAAAGUCCAAUCCGCAUUUUGCAUUUGAUCCUUUGACGAGAAUAUGCACCUACCAGCAGCAUUACUUAGACGAAACCAACAUCAAAGGAACACUAGCGCAAGAAAUGAUUACAGUAGAUACACAUGAUGGUGGGUUCAAAAGGGUGCACGGUGUGUAUUUUGGAUGCAACACGUUAAGCGAUGGUUCUUAUUUUACAGGAACAGGCAUAUUGGGCCUCGGGGUUGGAAAGUACUCCAUAAUAGGCGAGUUUGGCUCCAAGUUUUCCUUUUGUCUUGGUGAGAUAAGCGAACCCAAAGCUUCUCACAACCUAAUCCUUGGCGAUGGUGCAAACGUACAAGGACAUCCGACGGUAAUAAAUAUUACGGAAGGUCACACUAUCUUUCAAUUGGAAUCCAUUAUUGUUGGCGAGGAAAUAACCUUGGACGACCCAGUCCAAGUAUUUGUUGACACGGGCUCGACGCUGUCUCAUUUGUCCACAAAUUUGUACUACAAAUUUGUGGAUGCGUUUGACGAUCUUAUAGGCAGCAGACCUCUUUCGUAUGAACCAACGCUGUGCUACAAAGCGGAUACCAUAGAAAGGCUAGAGAAGAUGGAUGUCGGUUUUAAAUUUGAUGUAGGAGCUGAGUUGAGCGUAAAUAUUCAUAACAUAUUCAUACAGCAAGGUCCCCCUGAAAUUCGAUGUUUGGCGAUCCAGAAUAACAAGGAGUCCUUUUCACAUGUCAUCAUUGGGGUUAUAGCCAUGCAAGGAUACAACGUGGGAUAUGACCUCAGCGCAAAAACUGCUUAUAUUAAUAAACAAGAUUGUGAUAUGUAG